Messenger RNA from Komagataella phaffii GS115, 498 nucleotides. RefSeq lists its product as hypothetical. Lineage: Eukaryota; Fungi; Ascomycota; Pichiomycetes; Pichiales; Pichiaceae. Bases 1 to 498 code for a protein of 165 amino acids. The record is from RefSeq and is a predicted model, not a curated record. The transcript has a single exon.
AUGUCAAAUAGAUUUGUGCAGGCAGGGCAGAUAGAUUCAGAAACAUUUCAAAAACAAAUUGAAAGGGAAAAUGAAGAGUCUGCAAAGCAUGCUGAAGAACAACGUCAAAGAGAGGGAAAGACUUUAGUUCAGCAACUGGAGAAGCACAAGUUGGAAAAAUAUCAAGAAUACCAACAACAGCUAGAACAUACCAAUUCUGCCUACAGGCUUAAUGAAAAAGAUUCUACGUUUUACAAUGAACUACAACGAAAACAAAAGGAGCAAGAAUCCAUAAAGGCCCGCUUUCUCGGGCAACGAGUAGAAGAGUAUCGAAAGCUAAAAGAUAUGGGUCCAAACCUAAAUGCAAUGCAACAUUUAAAGGUCUCCAGCCUUAUCACUUCUGCCAAAACUAAACCUACGCUUAAGAAAAGAAAGUUAGACAAUUCUUCAAGAGGAAAUAUAGUGGGGUACAGUAGUUCUGAUGAUGACGAGGACGAGAAAGCCCAUGAAGAUAUAUGA